Messenger RNA from Hemisphaericaspora subhashii, 1152 nucleotides. It is a transcript of the gene SSN8, whose product is annotated as cyclin-dependent protein serine/threonine kinase regulator. Lineage: Eukaryota; Fungi; Ascomycota; Pichiomycetes; Serinales; Debaryomycetaceae. Gene Ontology annotation, cellular component: mediator complex; nucleus. Gene Ontology annotation, molecular function: cyclin-dependent protein serine/threonine kinase regulator activity. The transcript has a single exon. Gene Ontology annotation, biological process: positive regulation of transcription by RNA polymerase II. Bases 1 to 1152 code for a protein of 383 amino acids. The record is from RefSeq and is a predicted model, not a curated record.
AUGUCUGCAGAUUUUUGGAAUUCAUCUCAACGGAAUAAAUGGCAACUGACUCGAUUUUCAUUAUUAGAGGCUCGUAGGAAAGUUCUCAUUUUAGAGAGGAAAAUGAUUCAAAAUGGAUUAAUUAAAGAUUAUCCUAAUAUCAAUUAUGAUUAUAAUAUGAGAAUCUAUUUACAUAAUUUAUUAAUUAAAUUAGGUCGAAGAUUAAAUAUUAGACAGAUUGUAUUAGCUACCGCUGAAGUAUAUUUAACUAGAUUCUUAACUCGAGUACUGUUGAAAGAAAUUAAUGUCUAUUUAUUAGUGACUACUUGUUUAUAUGUUGCUUGUAAGAUUGAAGAAUGUCCUCAACAUAUUCGACUAAUUAUAUCAGAAGCAAGAAAUAUUUGGCCAGAAUAUAUUCCUCAUGAUGUUACGAAAUUAGCGGAAUUUGAAUUUUAUUUAAUUGAAGAAAUGGAUCUGUAUUUAUUAUUGCAUCAUCCUUAUAAAUCAUUAAUUCAGAUUAAGAACUAUCUUGAGGAUAAUUAUAUGAUUUAUGGAUUUAAAUUAACCGAAGAAGAAUUACAAAAUGCUUGGAGUUUAAUCAAUGAUAGUUAUAUCACCGAUAUUCACCUCCUAUUACCACCACAUAUAAUCGCAAUUGCCGCGAUCUAUAUCACAAUCGUACUCAAAAAGAACCUCUCUCAGAUCAGAAGUGGAUCCACCAACGAAGAAUCUAAAUCCAUUCAAGGCAAUCCACGACAAGAUUCUGCCUCACAUAGUAUUGACAAUAAGGAAAUGAAUAUAGACGAUCUAAUGGACCUAUCCACCGCCACAACUACCACCACCUCCAUCUCCAAAUCGGGCGUACAACAUAAUCAAAUCCUGCCGGCAUCAGGGUCACUUCUAAACACCACCCCACAAAAAAUCAUCCAAUCCCCAAAUAAACCUGAUUCAAACCCCACAACAACCACGAAUUUCCAGGAUGAUUUGAAUAUAUUGGAUGAAGAUACGAUCAAGAUUAAUAAAUUUAUGAAUUUCUUGAGUCAUUCCCAUAUUAAUCUAGAUGAAGUUGUGGAGGCUAUGCAAGAUAUGGUGAAUAUCUAUGUUUUAUGGAAUCGAUAUAAUGAACAGGCGGUGAAGAAGUCAUUACAGAUUAUGUUGCUAAGUAGGAUUUAA